AUGCGCAAAGUUCUGAUUCCAUUCUUUCUUGCAUUAGCUGUCACACCCCUAACUCACAGCCUUGAGGGAACAUUGCUGGUGGAUCGUGACUUGCUUAAAUUUUUGAGCUUGUCAAUGAGCGGAUGCUUUUCUGCGGGUGCACUUCUCCUGCUGCUUAUAAGCAGUAGUGGAUAUGGCCUGCCUGGCUGCUGGUUCGGACUUGUGGGAUUUCAAUGGGCACCAUUUUCUCUCUCUCUUCGGCGCCUUCUUUCUCCAAAUGGCAUACUUUACUCUGAAGAUUUGAGUCAUUAUAAAUUGGAAAAACUGAGGGCUGUCUGGUUAAGUACUCCAAAUGAACUUACUGAAAUCAAUUUAUGGUUCGAGCCUACAGAACUUAGGAAUUAUAGGGUAAAAAAAAUCAAUAGUACAUUGUUUGCCUCUACGAGGGUAAAAGCAAGAUCAGCAUUGUAUUGUCCCAACCUGUGA
Juglans regia (Persian walnut) is the source of this 465-nucleotide messenger RNA. Its product is annotated as protein DETOXIFICATION 46, chloroplastic-like. NCBI's taxonomy places the organism in Eukaryota, Viridiplantae, Streptophyta, Magnoliopsida, Fagales, Juglandaceae. The record is from RefSeq and is a predicted model, not a curated record. The coding region runs from base 1 to 465 and encodes 154 amino acids. The transcript has 4 exons.